This is a messenger RNA of Colletotrichum higginsianum IMI 349063, 597 nucleotides long. RefSeq lists its product as uncharacterized. The transcript has a single exon. NCBI's taxonomy places the organism in Eukaryota, Fungi, Ascomycota, Sordariomycetes, Glomerellales, Glomerellaceae. The record is from RefSeq and is a predicted model, not a curated record. The coding region runs from base 1 to 597 and encodes 198 amino acids.
AUGCCCUCUCGCCAUGCCUCUCUGGCACCCGUUCCCCCGGAGCUCUUUCCUCUCUCACACGCCCCCUAUCCUGCACCAGUGCGGUCCAGUUCUUCUCAGGGUCUGGCACGCAAGGGAGGAGAGAGGGAGGGAAAACGGACCGGUCAUUCCCCAGGUUUCUUCUCCUCUUCCAUCGUCUCUCUUGGUCUCUUGGUCUCUUGGUCUCUUGCAAGGCGGCUCGACCUAUCCGAGGCACACGAAUGGGGCCACUGCGCCGCUCCUCAUUCCCCUAUCGGGCCAAGCUCGCUUGGAUUAGGUAGCCAGAGCCGGCUGAAGCCUGUCCCUGCGCCCCCAGUGGGCUUCUUCUCGUGUGGUCAUCUUGUCUACUUCCUCCCAUGCUUGCCACGGGUGAAAAAUACUGGGGAGGAUGAAGAAUGGGGUGCACUCCUCCAGGCGCUCUCGCCCAGUUGCAGUCGAGCCAGCGUCGCCAAUCCUCUCGUAUCAAAUGAGGUGGCUGCCGUCCUCGGCCGCCCAUUGGUGUCGGCGGGUCCCCCUUCCCCCCAAAGGCCACAGGGUCGCCCCCAGUGCCCAGAACAUAGUUUUCGCGAGGCCGCUUAA